Molecule: messenger RNA, 1950 nt
Organism: Penicillium crustosum
Lineage: Eukaryota; Fungi; Ascomycota; Eurotiomycetes; Eurotiales; Aspergillaceae
Product: Zn(II)2Cys6 transcription factor
Exons: 7
Coding region: 1-1950 (649 amino acids)
Biological process (GO): DNA-templated transcription; regulation of DNA-templated transcription
Molecular function (GO): DNA-binding transcription factor activity, RNA polymerase II-specific; zinc ion binding; DNA binding
Source: RefSeq, a predicted model, not a curated record
AUGCCACGUAGUAGUCCAGCCAAAGUCGCCUGUCGUCUGUGUCAUGACAGACGAGUCAAAUGCGAUCGCAGUGAAGGCGUGGCGUGUUCCAACUGCCGGAAUGCCCGACGCCAAUGUGAGCUGAUUAUAUCUCGCCGUGGACGGAAACGAAAGCUUCCUCUUCUACCUACUGAAGCAGGCUCAAGCAGGAGUCUUCCACAGACUUCUCCCAAUGUGUCGUAUGAAGGGGUAACGAGCUCAAAUACACCUGUGACCACUUCUGCUCAAGUCAACAGAGAUAAGCCACAGCAAGAGCCAUGUUUCCCAGCUCUUGGACCAAGCGGAAAAACAACUUAUGUUGGAGAUUCUUCUAAUCUCAACUACAUGAUUCAACAAUUUGGAAAUCCUUUCGGUGGUACGACGGAUGUUCGUCCGCUCCAAGACCAUCUCCAUGGGGCAAUGCUGGCCCGGUUGGGUAGACCGACGACGCAGGAAAUUGAAAGGAUUCGUAUAUCUACUAGUGAAAGUUUGAAGAGCCAAGGCGCAUUUGAUCUCCCGUCACAAGAGACCAGUCAGGCCCUUCUCGACGCUUACUUCCAUUUUUCACUUGCUGCACUGCCUAUUCUUGAUAGGUCGAGGUUUCUUGCCUCUCUCACGGAAGGCAAAUUCUCGCACUUGCUCUUGAAUGCUAUUUAUGUCGCUGCUACUGUAUAUUGUUCUGAUUCUGUCAUUGCUGAUGCUGGAUUCGUGUCGCGAUAUGCUGCAAGUCUCACCUUUUACCGGAGGGCUAAAGCUCUUUAUGAUGCUGGAUAUGAAACAGAUGCUAUCGUGACCAUUCAAGCUACGUUCCUCAUGUGCCAUUGGUGGAAUGGUCUUCUAGAGCAUAAAGAUCCUUGGUACUGGGUUGGUAUCUCUGUGGGAAUGGCACAGGCUUUAGGAUUGCAUCAAGCAAAGUCAUACAUUCGGCUCGAAGAGAAAGAUCGGAAAUUAUGGCGGAGACUCUGGUGGAUGAUAUAUGCCAUGGACAUAAAUCUCUCUAUGCUUCAUGACCGUCCUCCACACAUACAAGGAAGACUUUGCAAUGUCCCUCUUCUAUCGGAAGCAGAUUUCGAACAAGUCGAGUCUGAAGAGACAGGAACUUCCCUAGAAGAUCUCAAUGGGGCAAAUACCUUCGCGAUACAUGCUGUGCAAUUAGCUUGGACAGUGGAUCGCUACUUCACUCUUAAAUACGACGAAGAUAGCGGUCACGCGCAAGAUAUCUGCUUAGAGCAAAUUGCCUUGUGGUUUUCAUCCCUCCCCCCGGAAUUCAAGUCUUUGUCAACAAAUAGUAGCAAGUGGGCUAUGUUGACUUGCAUAUUAUACCAAGAAUACCGACUAGUUCUACACCGAAACAACCCAAGAUUCUCGCUCAACACCGGUCCAGAUACCCCGACAUUCGAGAUAUGCACAGAGAUCUCCCACAUGCUCGAAAUACUCAUGGCAAAGGAUCUUCUAUACGCAGCCACAGCUAGCAUAGUUGCCCCCGUGCUCUCCGUGCUCUCAAUUUACAUAGUCAAUAUCUACAGAGGGGAUGCUGGUGUCCGAAUAAUCUCACAGCAUCGAGCCCGGCUCUGCAUGCUGAUUCUUGACAAGUUGCAAGAUCGGUUCCCCGUCGUUGCGGCUUUCUAUCCGAUUUUUGAAUCUCCGCUUAAGCGAUACUCUGAUGGUAUGCAGAUGAAAGAUGGUGCGGGGGUACCAGAGCGCCCGGUAACAGGAUCCUCGAUGGGAAAUGGUCGUCAACUUGACGAAAGUGAUAUUGGUAGUAUGAACAUGCACACUACUGGGGGAUUGUUUGAUCAGGUUCCGCAAGAUGGUAUGGCCAUGGCGUUUCCUUUUUCGUUUCCGUUCGGCAAUCUUUUCGAAGAUGUCUUUCUGAACUCGCAUUUUCAGUCUACACCUUUUGGUGAAGAUGAUAUAUCGUAUCCUGAAUAA